AUGUGGGUUCCUUUAGUUAGAUUGAGUUUUCCCAGAAAGCUCGUUCAAUCUUCAAGAAAUAAUCUCAACCAGUUUAGAUUCAUCAAUUGGUUUUCAAGUUGCUCAAUUUCUGAUGAUGAUGAUGUUUGCGCUACAAACACUAAGAAAAGCACCCAAGAGAUUUAUGGUGGUGGGAUUGUGUGUGGGUUCAAGUGGGCAUCUAAGUCUGCUGAUGUUGAUUCAGUUACCACAGACAUUACCAAUACCAAUAGGAACCGUUUGGUUGCGGAUUCGGAGACAUUGGAGGUUGUUAACAAGCUGAACAGCUGUAAAACUAAACCCAAUUCGGCGUUUUUGUUGUUUUGCAAGUUGAAGGAAGAUGGGUUCCGGCACAAUGUUUUGACAUACUGUGCGCUUGUUAGGAUAUUGUGUUAUUGGCGUUUGGAUAGGAAGUUGGAUUCUUUGUUCUUGGAGCUCAUUAAGGGCUCUGGAGAUGUUGGAUUUGGAUUAAAGGAUUUGUUGGAAGCUAUGGAGGAGGAAGUUGAGGUUUCCCCGUCAAUAGUUCGGGGUUUUGAUGCAUUGGUUAAGUCUCUUGUCAAUCUCAACAUGUUUGAUGACGCUAUUGAUGUUUUGUUCCAUACCAGACGGCGUGGAUUUGUGCAGCAUAUCUUUACAAUUAAUUAUCUGAUGAAUCGGUUGAUUGAGUGUGGUGAACUGGGUGCGGCUUUGUCUAUUUACAAGCAGUUGAAAGGGAUUGGUUUGGUCCCUAAUGAUUACACAUAUGCAAUUGUCAUCAAGGGAUUUUGUAUGGAGGGUAGGUUGGAAGAGGCUGGGGAAGUGUUUGAGGAGAUGGAGUUAGCCGGGGUAGCCCCCAGCGUUUUUGCCUACACAGCAUAUAUUGAAGGGCUUUGCAACAAGGGGCGUUCUGAUGUAGGAUGUCAAGUGCUCCAAUAUUGCAAAAGGGAAAAUAUACUUCUCGAUGCCUAUGCAUAUAAAGCUGUCAUUCGUGGGUUCUGUGAUGAGAUGAAAUUUGAUGAAGCAGAAAGUCUCUUUCUUGACAUGGAAAAGCAAGGCAUGGUGCCUGAUUCAUGCAUCUACAGUGCAAUGAUUGGUGGCUACUGCAAGAAUUACAAUUUGUUAAAGGCUUUGGCUCUCCAUAAUGACAUGGUGUCAAAGGGUAUAAAAACAAAUUGCGUCAUUGUUGGUUUUAUUCUUCAGUGCCUCUGUAAGAUUGGUAUGGCUACUGAAGCGGUGGAUCAAUUCUUAGAAUUUAAGAGCAUGGGGAUCUAUCUUGACGAGGUUACCUACAAUAUUGCGGUUGAUGCUUUAUGCAGACUGAGCAGGGUGGAAGAAGCCUCUGAAUUGCUGGAAGAGAUGAAGCUAAAGAAUAUGAGCUUGGAUAUUAUGCAUUACACCACGUUGAUUAAAGGGUACUGCCUCCUAGGGAAAGUUGUUGAUGCCUCAAAUAUUUUGGAGGAAAUGCACGAGAAGGGUUUGAAGCCAGAUAUUAUUACUUACAAUGUCCUUGCUGCAGGGUUUGCUAGAAAUGGCCUGAGGCACAGGGUUUAA
Fragaria vesca subsp. vesca is the source of this 1548-nucleotide messenger RNA. Its product is annotated as pentatricopeptide repeat-containing protein At2g26790, mitochondrial-like. The transcript is spliced from 2 exons. NCBI's taxonomy places the organism in Eukaryota, Viridiplantae, Streptophyta, Magnoliopsida, Rosales, Rosaceae. The record is from RefSeq and is a predicted model, not a curated record. Bases 1 to 1548 code for a protein of 515 amino acids.